CUGUCUGUCUGUCUGUAUGUCUGUCGCCCUCUCAUCCAUGCAUCCUUUUGUCCAUCCAUCCAUUCACCAUCCAUCCAUCCACCCAUCUGUCUGUCUGUCCGUCUGUCUGGCCAUUCAUUCACCCAUCCACAGCAGGGUAUGUCCAUGUGACCGUCCAUCCAUUGAUCCAUCCAUCCAUUGAUCCAUCCAUUGAUCCAUCCAUCCAUCCAUUGCUCAGGCAGUCACACAAACAGCCGCAGCGACGCCACCACGAGCUCGAACAGGCCGAGACCCAGCAGCUAACAGCCACACACCAAACACACAACAGUCACACAUCAUGUUUGAGUGCUGUCGCUCCCUUACCGAGGCCGCGUAUGGCGCGUCAUCGAUGUCAUACAUCGAUGACCAGUGCGUCGGGAUCGUCGUAGCGACCUCCUGAUUCAUGACACAAAUCUGCGGCGAGAUGCAUUGUCAGUGAUCAUGGUACCUUGAUCACGGCCGCCGUGUGUACGAGGCAAAACAACACCGACACCGCAUCAGCUCCUGCAUCAAUGACACAAAAGUGACACUAAUCACAAGCAGUGAUGGAUCCGAACCUGUGAUGGAUGUGGUGAUGAUGGCACCUCUGCAGAGGGCCAGGCAGGCACCGACAGCCAGCUGCUGGACGACAGUGGUAUCCAGAGCGUGUGAUCUGCACAGAGACAGACACACAUGACAGAAGAUGUGUGUGUAUCGAAUUUUUACGUCAGCGAGGCUGCAGCCCAAACGAUGAUCUUGAGCAGCAUGCUGGUGAUGGGUGUGACCGUCUGCCCGAACAGCAGCGAUGCAGCAGCCGCCAGCGUCGACAGACAGACACUCACAAGUGUCAGCACCAGGAUUUUGACUCUCCACUGCCCGAAUACGGCAGGCGGCACCAU
Molecule: messenger RNA, 896 nt
Organism: Vitrella brassicaformis
Lineage: Eukaryota; Vitrellaceae
Source: the annotation of a GenBank genome assembly